Messenger RNA from Blepharisma stoltei, 4842 nucleotides. The record is from the annotation of a GenBank genome assembly. Lineage: Eukaryota; Ciliophora; Heterotrichea; Heterotrichida; Blepharismidae.
AUGAAAAAGCUUACUCCCCCCCCCCUCCGUGAGCGAACAAAAAAAUUUUGUUCGCUCACGGAGGGGGGUUAAUUUUUUUUUUAAAAAAAAAUUUAUAUAUAAAUUUUAUAAAAAAUAUUUUUUUCGAAAUUUAAAAAAAUCCUAAUUUGCAAAAAUUGGGAAGCAAAUAUUAAUUUAAUUUGCAAAAUUUAUGUUUUAAAACGCAAUUUGUUUAAAAUUAAACAGAAUUAGUUCUAGAUUUCAUUAUACUAAUUAUCACUUAUAUAUCAAAAUUUUUUUUCCAUUAAAUUUUUUCUAUUAAAAAAAUUUUUGUUCACUCACGGAGGGUGGGUUUUUGGUCAAAAAAUGGCGAUUUUUCUAAUGGUUUUGUUCGCUCACGGAGGGGGGGGGGGGAGUUAGCACUUACCAGACUUUUGAGAAUUCUUUGCAAUCUGAAGACUGGGACAAAAUCGUGUUUUUGCAAGCCAAUAAAACAAGGCUGAAUCUGGCUUAUUUUUUUUAUUUGAUUUCAUUCGGUACUUUUUACUUAUUCAAUAGAUGAAGCCCUCUGCUAGACCUUUGGAAAUAUGAUAUUUGUUUGCCGAAUGAAGCAAGUUAUGUGAUGAUUAUAGCGAAAGAUGGGAGUCACACUAUUAUUCCUAUUGAAAUUAUUGAAGUUCCUUUAUCAACACUUGGGUAUUUUGCUAGUGAGAAAACAGUUGAAAUUAAGGUAAAACUUAUAUAGACUUUUGUAUUUAGAUUUGUUAGGUAUUAUAUGAAAAACGAUAAUUAUACUUUUCUACCUUUGAAAUUCGAGACUAACUACACUGGAGCCGAUUUUCAUGAAAAACUUGGCAAAGGGAUUGCAAAUCCUUAUGAAGUCACCUUAAUUUCCCCAAUCCCUUAAUCGAGCGGAUGAAUUAGAUAAUUAAAGAUGAGGGAUGAGAAAAAUAAAUUAAAACAAAUUUUUUAUUUAUAUGAAAUUCACCCUAUUAAAAUCCACAAGAGAUAGAGAAGAAAUUACAUUAAAAUUGUGUAGAACCUAUUAAACGUAUAAUAUUAAAAUUUCAUUACUAUCAAAGAUAAAUAGUUAGAUUUGAGGGAGCAGGUUUCAUAUUUGGCCAUAUAAAAAUCGUUUAAUCAAGGAUUUGGGGUAAGAAGAAAAUUAUUUGGGGAAUGCGAAAUCAAUGUGCCAAUUCCUUCAAUUUUCUCUCUUAUAUUUAUCGAAGUGACUCAUCCUUUUUUCCUCUUCCAAACAUUUAGUGUCCUCCUCUGAUGUUAUGAAGAAUACUACCUCUAUUCAAGCGUUAUUUUCAUUUUUUCUAUUAUUUCUGUCACAACAACAGUAUCAGAAAUUAGAAGCGGGAUUUCUUCCAUAAAGUCAAUGGCGCGCUUUGAAUGCUCUAUAUCAGCCUUCCGAGAUUCUCAAUGAAAAACAAUUUCAAGUAAAGAGCUUGUCCCAGGCGAUCUCAAAAAUUAAAAAUGGCUUGGAGAACUAAGGUAAACUCUUAAUAGCUGUAGUUGAUGGUAGGAUGGGACCUUGUGGAAGGGAAAGCAGCAUGCGGUAAUAGAUUCCAGCUGAGUUUUAUUUGGCUGGUGAAGUGCAAUGUCAGGCUAGCCAACCGCAGGAUCACAUACAGGCCAAUGUUUACUUCAUGGGAGGAGAAAAGUCGGAAGUUGGAAAGAGAUAGCCCAGCAAGACUCGAGAGUGUUCGUUUUGCCAAUUGUGUAUUUUCUGACGCGAUACUAGGAGUUGCGUCCUGGAUAAGUCUUAUUCGUCCGAUAGCCUAGCUAGAACUUUUUUAAAUUUUCGGAAAGAGCAACGUUGGAUUGCGGACGCUGACCAGCGUCUUUACCUUCAGGAUGUGAGUUCAAUCCCUCGACCACAGGGAGUAACACAUGCCUUAAGUUUGGAAUCGAUUGGCAAACAGCAAGAGGGUAGAGCGAAGCAAGAGACGUGAAAAGUUGGCAUGACUGGCCGGGAACUUCUCGAUAAUAAUCUAAGUUGAGUCCCAGGCGAUCUCAUUCAUCUUCCAGAGCACACACAAAUUCCAUGUGACGUGGUUCUCAUUAGUGGCAGCUGCUUAGUUGAUGAAAGUAUGCUGACCGGUGAAUCUCAGCCUGUGUUAAAAGAACAAAUUUCUACAGCCAAUUUUUAUGUGUAUAAUGAUGAUAAAAACUGCACAAUUAGCUCUGGGACAAAAUCAUUGUCUCAUAAAGGAAGCUGUGAGGCCAUUGUAAUCGCGACUGGAUUUGCUACUGCAAAAGGAAGCUUGAUAAGGUCAAUUUUGUUCCCAAAGCCAAACAGAUUUGGGUUUGUGUCGGAUUCUAUGAAAUUCAUAUUAAUUAUGACUGCAAUUGCAGUGGCUGGGUUCAUUUGGACUUUUGUAGAACUUGCUGAUGAUGAUAUAGACCUAUUAAAUAAAAUUUUAGCAGGGCUGGAUUUAGUAACUAUUAUAAUACCGCCUGCGUUGCCAUUUGCUAUGACAGUUGGCACUGCUUUUGCAAUUUCUAGGAUGUAUCGUAAAAAUAUCACUUGUAUUUCUCCACCAGCAGUGAAUGCUGCUGGAAGGAUUUCAAUUGUAUGUUUCGAUAAAACAGGAACCUUAACAAAAGACUCAAUGACUUUAAAAGGGGUUUGGGACGCAAAUUUUGGACUUUUUACUGAUAAUUUAUUGGAAUGCUCUCAGAUUUUCCAAGAAAAUAUGGCAACUUGCCAGUCUUUGACGCGUUUAGAUGGGAAACUUAUAGGAGAUCCUCAAGAAGAAGAAAUUUUUAAAAAAUUGUCAUGGGAAUGGAUUGAAAGUGAUAGUGAGAGAUGCAAGGUAAGGAAAAAUGACGUUGAGAUCAAGAUAAAAAACUUAUUUUAUUUUUCACCUGUAACAAAGCGCAUGGGAGUUAUUAUAGAAAAUCAGCAAGGAAUAGGCUUGCAUUUGAAAGGGGCACCAGAAGUAAUUAUUCCAUUAUGCAAAGAGUAUCCAGAAAAUUUGGAAAACCUUAUAAAAUUGUACUCCAGUCAAAGCUAUAGGAUUUUAGCAUGUGCUUAUAAAUCCUUACCAGACUAUAACCCUAAUGAGAAUUAUGAAAAUGACCUGAUUUUUUUAGGCUUGAUUUUGCUCCAAAAUGAAAUUAAGCCAAAUUCAUAUGAAGUAAUUUCCGAGCUUAAAUGUGCCACCAUUAAAUGCAUUAUGUCAACUGGUGAUUCUUUAGUUACUGCUGCAUCUAUUGGCAAAGAAUGCGGAAUUAUCCCAAGUAGUAGCUCUGUUGUCUAUGGAAGUUUAUUGGAUAGAAAUGUAGUAUGAAAAAACGAUGCUAGUAAAGCCAUUGAUAUCACACAGUUGUCAGACAAUUUCUGUUUGGUUCUUACAGGUGAGCUUCUGGAGUUCAUGGCUUCCAUUUCUCAUCAAAGCUUACCUAUUGUCCUUGAUAAAGGCUUAAUUUUUAGCAGGAUGUCACCUGACCAAAAAGUCUUAUUAAUCCAACUGCUUCAAACUAAUAACACUAUGGUCGCCAUGGUAGGAGAUGGUGCCAAUGACUGUGGAGCCUUAAAGGCAGCUGAUGUCGGUCUGAGCUUGAGUGAGGCUGAAUCUUCAAUAGCUGCCCCAUUUAACGGGACCAGACUUAAUGGUAUUAUUGAUAUUAUAAAAGAAGGCAGAGCAUCCUUACUCACACAACUUUUAAAUUGGAACAAAAAUUGCUCAUCCAAUUUAAAGGAGUGUUAUUUUUUUUAAAACAAGUAAAUUUAAAAUUUUUUUUCGAUAUUAAAUUAUUAAAAUCUUAAAAAUAUAAAUUGUGAUAAUACUUUAAGUUAAUCGAUUCAAUGUGAAAACUGUUUAAAUAGAAUUCUACUUAUACUUUUUCUAUUAAUUAGAUCAUAAAAUUUGUAUUUGAUCUUAAAUUAGUAUUUUUAAAUAUAUAAUUAAUUGAAUUUUAUUUAUUUUUAUAAAGAACUAAAUAAAAAUUUAAUCAAUUCAGUGAGAGAGCUGUUUAAAUAGCAUUCUAUUUGCAUUUUGUCGAUAGCUGGGAACGUGCUAUAUUUAAAUUAUGUCAAACUAAUUUUAUAAAAAUUAGUAUUUUCGUCGAUAAAAUUUUCCUAUUGAAAAACUGUUCCAAUUCAAAGGGUGUUUAAAGUACCGAAAUGCAAAUUUUAGAAAUAGUUUGUUACAAUUUAAAAGGGGGGAGUUAGUUACUUGUUUACAAACCUUCAAAUUUAUCAUGAUGUAUAGUCUCGUCCAGUUUUCUGUGAUAAAUAUUUUAUAUUUAUUAGACAACAAUAUGACUGACAGUCAAUAUUUAUAUCAAGAUUUAUUUUUAAUUAUGCCGCUUGCUGUGUUUAUGGCUUAUACAGGGGCUUAUGAUAAGCUUGCUAAAUUUAUGCCUCCUGGCGCUUUAGUGUCAAUACCAAUUAUCUCAUCCUUGAUCGGGCAUUUUGCUGUCGUGGUGAUUGGCCAAACUAUGGGGUAUUUUGCACUGAUUUUGCAUGAUUUUUAUAAAGAGUCAGGAAGCAGCUUAGAAGUUGCAGCAGAAGGACAUAGUAAUACAGUUUUAUUUCUUAUAAGCACAGCUCAGCUAUUGUGCGUUGGGAUAUGUCUUAAUAUUGGGCCUCCUUUUAGAAAACCUGCAUACGAGAAUUAUUUGUUUACAAUUGCUGCUGUAAUCGCAGGGGGGCUUAAUUUGUAUUUGAUAUUCAUGCCUUCUGAAGGUGUACAAGACAUUCUAGGGCUUGUUGAUAUUCCACUGGAGUUUUCGUUUGUGAUAUUUGCAAUUGUUUGUCUGGGAUUUGCGUGUUCAUUUGUUCAUGAAAGAGUAUUCAUUGAUUUUCUGAGCCUUUCUACAAAUAGUUUGAAUAAGUCACUUAAUUAA